AUGCCAAUAAUCCGCACACCGCCGAAUCCUAACCUCAAUAGUGAGGAGAGCAACUGUGUUGCCGGCAAGCGGCCAGAUACCGCAGACGAUUUCGUCCAGUGUGACGCUUGUGAUGCCUGGUGGCAUUAUUCUUGUGCGGGAGUCACCGAUUCAAUUGCUGAACGGGCUUGGACGUGUGCCAAUUGCUCUGCUGUUCCGAGUGUGACCUCCAGAAGUACCGUGUCGGGACGUGCGUCUUUGUUACGAGACACUAUGAAUCGGUUGAAGGAGAAGCAGGAGCUAGAAAAGCAGCGGAUGGAAUUAGAAUUGCAACGGAAAUUCCUGCAUGAACAGCAAGAACUCUGGAAUGCGACCCUGGCCGAUGAUAAUAGAAGCCAGAGAAGUCGCGUGAGCUGGCGUGACGCAUUAAAGCGUGUGAAUGAAUGGCUGGGACCAGAAGAAGGCACGGUGGGUAACCUUGGUGGACCACCAGCGGCCUCUCAGAUCCAACAGAAUUCUACAAAGCCAACGGCGAGUACACCAUUGCUCGGAAAUGCAUCCGAUCCACUGAAACUGCUAGAAGAAAAGCUGGAUAUCUGCAAGACCAGCCGGCGCCGUCGCCAAUUACCUCCAGUGAAUCACGUAUCGAGUCCGCCUACCAAUAGUAUCAAUCCGCAGUAUAUACCUUUAGCAAACCGAAAGGGUACUCAACAGCAAGAAUGUCCCGGUCAUGCGGUCUCAGAUCAACAUGUUUUAGCACCGAAUCAGCAGCAGGUAGUGUCGGUUAACCACGGUCCAACUCCACAGCAGCUUUCAGCCCGACAGUCAUUGGGUCGCGAUCUACCGUGUUUCUCAGGAAACCCGCCUGAGUGGCCGAUAUUUAUUUCGAACUACGAGAACACGACAGCCGCGUGUGGGUACACUAACGGCGAGAACAUGCUGCGGCUUCAGCGAUGUUUAAAGGGGCAAGCGAUGGAAACCGUCCGCAGUCGGUUGGUGCUGCCACAAGCGGUACCCCACAUCAUAGAAACGCUUCGUAUGAGAUAUGGGCGACCGGAGCUGCUUAUCAAUGCUAUGUUACGUGACGUGAGAGCGAUGCCGAUUCUUAGAUCUGAGAAGCUCGAAGGUCUUAUUGAGUACGGACUGGCGGUGCAGGGCUUGUGUGAUCACAUUAUAGCAGCAAAUGAGCAGGCUCAUCUCACUAAUCCCACACUGUUGCAAGAGCUGGUUGGAAAGCUGCCUGAGAAUCAGAAACUUAUGUGGGCCGGUUUCAAGCGAAAUGUUCCGAAUGCUGAUCUGAGCGCGUUUUGCGAAUAUAUGGCUGGUAUUGUGCGCGAUGCAUCGACUGUCGUGGUCAGUGAGCCUGAGGAAAGAAAGGUAAUGAAUAAAGAAAGACGAGCAAAGGCCUAUGUGAAUUCGCAUACUCCUGUAGGUGAUGCAACCUCACUGCCGUCGAAAGAGGUGAAAUCGUUUCGCUGUCUAUUUUGUGAUAGGCCUGGUCAUCGUAUGCGUGAGUGUGCGGCGUUUCAAAACCUCAGCGUUGAGGAUCGGUGGCGAAAGGUACGUUCACUUGGGCUCUGCCAAAAUUGUCUCUUCGGUCAUGGUAGGCGUUCCUGUCGCAGCAGUAGCCGAUGUGGAAUUGAGGGGUGUCAGUAUCGUCAUCAUUCUCUACUACACAACCCAAAAAGGGUGCAGUAUGAAUCCAAGCUCGACAGUGCAGAGAACCACGCUCAUGAUUACCUGGGCUCGUGCGUUUUAUUCAGAAUUUUUCCGGUAACCAUCUACGGUGAGUCUGGCAAAGCUGAUGUCUAUGCGUUUUUGGAUGAAGGGUCUUCACUUACGCUAGUGGAACGUGAUCUUGCGGCACAAAUUGGUCUAAAGGGCUCACCGCAACCACUGUGUUUGUAUUGGACUGGCAACACAUCCAGAACGGAGGAAACAUCGCAGAAGGUGUCUUUCGAUAUAGCGGGUGUGGGAAAGAGCCGUCGCUACAAAGUUGAAGGAGCACGAACGGUUGCAAAACUCAAUUUACCCAGUCAGAGUUUCAAGGCGGAAACAGCAGUGCAGCGUUUCGAACACCUGCAGAAUUUACCUGUGCAUGGCUACGAGAACGCUGUUCCAAAACUUUUUAUAGGAGUAGACAAUCUGCAUUUGGCAGUACCAUUAAAAACGAAGGAAGGUGAAGCCGGUCCCGUAGCCGUUAAAACUCGUCUUGGAUGGUGCGUGUAUGGCAAACAGCGUGACAAUACUUGCAACGCGUAUAGUUUCCACAUUUGUGAGUGUACGACGUAUGAACAGUUGCAUGAGACGAUGAAGCAGUUUUUUGCACUUGAGCAAGCGAGCAUCGGGCCUGCCGUCGUUGUUUCGGAAGAGGAAGAGCGAGCACAGAGAAUCCUGGAGAGCACAACAAGACGCAUAGGAGACCGCUUCGAAACAGGAUUACUGUGGAAACAAGACGACAUCACAUUGCCGGACAGCUACGGUAUGGCAGUCCGACGGCUGGAAUGCCUCGAGCGGAGAAUGGUUCGAAAUCCAGAGCUCAAAGAAAAUCUCCACCGCCAAAUUGCAGAGUAUGAGGCUAAAGGAUACGCGCAUAAGGCAACAGAAGCGGAGAUGGAGAAUGCCGACCCACCGGUUUUUGUGGCGCCCCAAUCCAUCGAAACAACCAGAGGUUUACCAGAGGAUGUUGCAACAUUCGGCUCCACCUGCUCACCGGCAUCCGCUCAAUAUGUCAAGAAUUUGAACGCAAGGAAUCACUCACAAAUAUAUCCUCGCGCCGCGCAAGGUAUCAUCGACUGUCAUUACGUCGAUGACUAUUUAGACACCUUUGGGAGUUCGGCGGAAGCACAGCAAGUUGCAAAAGAAGUGCGUUUAGUACACAGUAAAGGGGGAUUUACUCUGCGUGGCUGGCGUUCUAACAGUCGUCGUGUGCUCAAGGAACUGGGAGAAUCCGAUAUCGUAACAUGCAAAAGCCUGGCCCUGGGAAGUGAUGAUCGUACCGAACGAGUUUUAGGGAUGCUCUGGACCCCGCAUACAGACGAACUCAGUUUUUCGACACAGAUGAGCACUGAAGUACAAACGUUACUCCUCAGAAAGAAUCGGCCAACGAAGCGGCAAACACUGCGCUGCGUUAUGACCCUGUUCGAUCCACUAGGACUGCUGUCACCGUUCGUAGUACAUGGGAAAAUACUCAUACAAAACCUUUGGCGGACAGGAGCGGAGUGGGAUAAGGAGGUUGAUGAUAAUUCGUUCGACCUUUGGCAGAAGUGGAUCAAGAUGAUAGGUUUCAUUGGUACUGUUCGUAUUCCGAGGUGCUAUUUCACUCGAGCUACUGCUGAGACUUACAAUGCUGCGCAAAUGCACGUCUUUGUUGACGCCAGCGAGAAAGUUUAUGCGUGUGCUGUGUACAUCCGCACCAUGAAUAACAGUGCCAAAGGUCAGUGCGCUUUGCUGGCAGGUAAAGCUAGAGUAGCGCCAGUUAAACCGAUGUCAGUGCUCGGGUUGGAGCUCAAAGGAUGUGUGAUUGGGGCGAGGCUAGCAAAGCACGUUCAGGAACAUCACCGUAUUCCGAUCGACAGGCGCUUCUAUUGGACAGAUUCGACCACAGCGUUGUCGUGGAUCCGAGGUGACCCACGCAACUAUCGACCAUACGUUGCCCACCGAAUUGGGGAAAUUCUGGAGGUGUCCAGCGUAGCCGAAUGGAGAUGGGUUCCAUCAAAACUUAACCCAGCAGAUGAAGCCACCAAAUGGGGUAAAGGACCGUAUUUUAGCGAUGAGAGCAAAUGGUUUGCUGGGCCAACUUUCCUGCAGCUGCCCGAAGAAGAGUGGCCACAUCAAGUAGAGGCAACUGUAGCUACAACUGAAGAAGUCCGAAUGACAGUUCUACUUCAUACGACUAAAAAAUUUACGGUUUUCUGUGAGCCGUUCAGCCAUUGGGAAAGUUUACUUGGAGUAAUACGAUGCGUGCUUCGCUUUAUCAACAACAUUCGGCGUGGACGUACAAGGUUUGCUGAACAACUGGAGCAAAACGAACUGCGAGCUGCCAGAGAUGCAGUCUUCAACCAAGUACAAUACGAAAUAUAUACCGAAGAGAUAAUGGUUCUGGCCAAAAUCGACACACUGCCUUCAACCACCCAGGAACGAUCAAUAAGGACAGUAGCCUGUACCAAUUUAUGCCGGUUAUAG
This is a messenger RNA of Wyeomyia smithii (pitcher-plant mosquito), 4164 nucleotides long. RefSeq lists its product as uncharacterized. Gene Ontology annotation, molecular function: nucleic acid binding; zinc ion binding. NCBI's taxonomy places the organism in Eukaryota, Metazoa, Arthropoda, Insecta, Diptera, Culicidae. The record is from RefSeq and is a predicted model, not a curated record. The transcript is spliced from 3 exons. Bases 1 to 4164 code for a protein of 1387 amino acids.